AUGCGCUACCGAAAGAGGGUUGUCUCGACAAGAGACGUUGUUUUCGACGAACAUACCUUCUUCGACGGAAAGCUCGAGCAACAAUCGCUGCUAUCAGGCAUCGAAGAGCUUAUCCAGAAGAUAGAGAUCCCGGAGGAUCAGAGAGGUAACCAAGAAGCUCUCGAUGAAGAAACCGAUGAAGAAACCGAUAUCGAAGACCUCGACGCAGAAAGCACUGCAGGAAGCACGAUCGUCGUAAUGACCCAAGAAGAAGAAGACCAAAGCGAAGAACAGGAAAAGGAAGACUACGAGAGGGCUAGAGUUCUCGAAGAAGCUGGCCUUCUGACGCCUCCCACAACAGCGGAUUCAGAAGACGAACCAGGGCAGUCUUUUCAGUCCAUCUUCCUGUCGCUACCCCUGAGGGGUGGGAGGGAAAGCAGCCCUCCGUGA
This is a messenger RNA of Hirsutella rhossiliensis, 429 nucleotides long. RefSeq lists its product as uncharacterized. The transcript is spliced from 2 exons. Lineage: Eukaryota; Fungi; Ascomycota; Sordariomycetes; Hypocreales; Ophiocordycipitaceae. Bases 1 to 429 code for a protein of 142 amino acids. The record is from RefSeq and is a predicted model, not a curated record.